CUUCUUUCCUGCAAUUUCCACCUCUCCAAUCUUCUCUUCAAACACUGGGUUCAAUAAGCAAAACGCAUUCAAGCUACCCAUUCACUAUAUACUGAUUUGUCAUUCACCUAUAUCACACAAUAAAAUGUGUCUCGAAAUACAACACCAUGGGCAAUGCGCAGAAGGAAGCAGAUUUCCAAAUAACUUGGAAAUUCGUCCUUGCGAUAAGCAGCAGACACUUUUUAGUGGACUGGCGACCUGUUUCGGAGACAUAGAAGAAUGGCAUUAUCGUACCCAUGAUUUGCCUUGCUGUGGUGGUCGGAUUCCAGAAACCCAAGUAACGUCCUCGGUGGCAUCCGGAAUCUUCUCUACCCUUUCUUCGUUCUCUAAGAUCACCAACAUAUUUGGCUGGUUGCGGAAACAGGAGGGAGGCGAGAGCAGCAACGGAAUUGAACAACCACCAGAAAUGAAUCCCGAAGAGACUAAUGCUGCUCAAGUGCAUAGGGAUGAAGAAGAGCCUCCCAUCCACCGACAAAGUUAUAGAAUUCUGCUGGACUACGAAAGGGGGAUAGACCUUGAGACUUCGCAUCGGGACUCCAAGAAUGCCGAUGAGGAUCAUGAUAUAUCCGAUGCGAAGACUAUUCCUGAGGAAUAUAGUCUCAUACCUAACAAAGAUCCCGAGAUGGAGCAGGAGUUCCUUCGAACGCCGCAAUUCGACAUAGACGGGCCGGUGCAUAUUGUACCCUAUAAUACUCCCAUGUCAUCUGUUGAUCCGGAGUCAGCACCAGCUCCAAGUCCUACUCCACAAGCGGUGGAUGCCAACGCCCUAAGAAAUGAUCUGGCGAAUCUAGCUGGUGAGCUCAACGUAAACAAUGAUUUCUUCAAGGCCAUAGGUCUAGAAUCAGAGACAGUAGAACCCACUACAGCCGAACACUCUGCAGCGGCGGAUAUGACCAAAAUAGCACGGAAACAUGCACGUCGUAGAGCAUUGAGACGAGCCAACCAAGGGAUCAUAGUACCGAGAUAUAACACUCGUUCGGUAGCACGUUGGCGUCGGGAGGCCCUAGAAGCUCCUGAUAAUGGAUCGUUGUCAGAUCCUAUGAGAUCUCGAAAGGCUGAAGCCGAAUUAUUCGAGCAAGAGGCGCUGGACAGCGAUGCAGGGCUAUGGGAGCCAUACCAUCAACCUCCAGAAAAUAUUGAUUCUGUGGUGUGGUUACCUCACCAAUUUAUUCCGCGUCACUAUAGGAGCCCCCUGAUGACAAGGUUCGUACCGGAGGCACCUUCAACACGGCGAAGACAAAAAAAGAGUCUUCGUCGAAGUAAGGCGUUGCAAAAGAAGCGCUCAAGUAAUGCCGAAGAGGAUCAGUAGGUACACUACUGGAUUAUUUCUUAUGGGACAGGUAAGCUUUCUUCACAUUAUGACCCGAGCAAACCGAAGGUAAGCUCUUUCUCUUUUUUCCCUCCUAGAGGUCAGACA
Messenger RNA from Patellaria atrata CBS 101060, 1456 nucleotides. The record is from the annotation of a GenBank genome assembly. Lineage: Eukaryota; Fungi; Ascomycota; Dothideomycetes; Patellariales; Patellariaceae.